Molecule: messenger RNA, 1088 nt
Organism: Lucilia sericata (common green bottle fly)
Lineage: Eukaryota; Metazoa; Arthropoda; Insecta; Diptera; Calliphoridae
Gene: ORMDL
Product: ORM1-like protein
Exons: 3
Coding region: 189-653 (154 amino acids)
Biological process (GO): ceramide metabolic process; negative regulation of ceramide biosynthetic process; intracellular sphingolipid homeostasis
Cellular component (GO): endoplasmic reticulum membrane
Source: RefSeq, a predicted model, not a curated record
GAAGAAAACAAUAAAGAGAAAAUUACAAAAAUUCGUCUAACUACGUAUGUGUGUACGUGCUAAAGUGCAAAUAAUAAUAAUAAUCAUCAAAUAAACACAAAAAAGAACUGUGCAAAAUAUUAUUCAUACCGUCUUUUACUAAAUUCUGACAAAUUUUCCACAACAAAUUAAGAAAAAAAACGCUAAAAAUGACAGUAAUUGCUGGCGGUCAUGGUGAACCAAAUCCGAAUAGCACUUGGCUAGGAGCGCGUGGCAUGUGGUUGGCCUAUUUUCUGGGAGUCUUAGCGGCUCAUUUGAUACUGCUGUCGGUGCCAUUUAUAAGCAUUCCCAUGGCCUGGACUUUAACAAAUCUAAUGCAUAAUGCGGCCCAUUUAUACUUCCUGCAUAUAAUAAAGGGGGCACCCUGGUUUUCGAUUGAAAAUGAUACCGGUCGUCAGCUAACACACUGGGAACAAAUCGAUGAUGGUGAACAAUUCACAGCAACACGUAAAUUCUUAACAGCAGUGCCCAUUGUUUUAUUCCUGCUCUGUUGUUUGUAUACCCGCAAUGACACCGAUCAUUUUAUAGCCAAUUUUAUUUCAUUGGUCAUUGUUACUCUACCCAAAUUGCCACAGUUUCAUGGUGUACGCUUGUUUAAUAUUAACAAAUAUUAAUUGUUCUACCAUUUUCGGAUUAAUUCCUAAAAAACGUAUUUGGAAAAAAGUGCUAAAUUAGUUUUAAAUCGGUGGUAAUUUAUUCAUAAAUGUUGGUACUACAGACUGAGUUUAUUCUUUUAGAUCUGUAUGGUCUAAAAUUUAAUGAUAACACAUAUAUUAUUAUAAUAAUAAGCUUAUCUUAUUUGCACCUUUGUUUUAAACAGUAACUCCAUUUAAAAUUGUUAUUUACUACAACAUAAAAUGUUUGAAAACUAAUCACUUUUUAUUUAGGUAACUGCUUACAAGAUUUGCUGGUUUAAUAAGAAAUUCAUUGAAAUUGUAAUUAAUUGUUUUAUAUUUAAUAAUAUGUAUGUAGUUUUUUUUUCUUUUUAUUUCUUGUUACGAAAAUAUUAAUAAAUAGAUGUGUAUUUAUGAAUGUCCUAAAAUUUCAAU